This is a messenger RNA of Aspergillus clavatus NRRL 1, 1920 nucleotides long. It is a transcript of the gene spb4, whose product is annotated as ATP-dependent RNA helicase SPB4. Bases 1 to 1920 code for a protein of 639 amino acids. Lineage: Eukaryota; Fungi; Ascomycota; Eurotiomycetes; Eurotiales; Aspergillaceae. Gene Ontology annotation, molecular function: nucleic acid binding; ATP binding; RNA helicase activity. The record is from RefSeq and is a predicted model, not a curated record. Gene Ontology annotation, cellular component: nucleolus. The transcript is spliced from 3 exons.
AUGGCUCCAAACCCGCCGAAGGGUACGUCGUCCAGAGCCUGGGAUGCAGUGACCCCACCCCUUUCAGAAUGGGUGCUUGAGGCUAUGUCCUCAAUGGGCUUCGCGCGGAUGACCCCCGUGCAAGCCUCCGCCAUUCCUUUAUUCAUGGCGCAUAAGGACGUUGUGGUCGAAGCAGUUACUGGAAGUGGAAAGACGCUAUCAUUUUUGCUUCCCAUCGUGGAGAAGCUUUUGCGCCUCGAAGAACCGAUUAAGAAGCACCACAUUGGAGCGAUCAUUAUCUCCCCCACCCGAGAAUUGGCAUCACAGAUUCAUAGUGUCAUGCAAUCAUUACUUGCGUUUCAUCCUCCUUCAGCCGCCGCAAUGACUCCACUGGACGACGAUGAUGCGCCUCGUCAGAAGUUUCCCUCGUCCACCCUCAAAGUCGUGCCUCAACUUCUCCUGGGCGGCUCUACCACCCCUGCGGAAGACCUGAGCAGGUUCUUGAAGCUGUCCCCGAACGUGCUUGUGUCGACGCCCGGACGACUGUUGGAACUCCUUUCUUCGCCGCAUGUCCAUUGUCCCCAGUCUUCAUUCGAGAUGCUAGUUCUUGAUGAGGCAGACCGGCUCUUGGAUUUAGGGUUUAAGGAGACACUGCAGAAUAUCUUGCGCCGGCUUCCUAAACAAAGACGAACCGGUUUAUUCAGUGCCAGUGUAAGUGAGGCUGUCGACCAGAUCGUUCGGGUUGGUCUGCGCAAUCCGGUCAAGAUUAUGGUCAAGGUCAAGGGUACAUCUGGGGUUGAUGACAAGCGAACCCCUGCUAGUCUGCAAAUGACGUACCUGUCAACUCCUCCUCUACACAAAUUUGCCGCCCUGAAAAACAUCCUUUCCUCAGUUCAACCGACUCCUCAAAAAUCGAUUUUCUUCGUUUCGACAUGCUCGGGCGUCGACUAUCUGUCCGCGAUCCUCCCACUGCUUCUUGGUGAUGACUUCUUGUUGAUACCCCUGCAUGGCAAACACCAGGCAAAUGUUCGCCAGAAGAACUUCAACCGCUUCCUAAGUUCCCAUAGCCCGGCCAUCCUCCUCACCACCGAUGUCGCAUCCCGAGGGCUUGAUAUCCCAUCGGUCGACCUCGUUGUACAGAUAGAUCCUCCUUCCGAUCCCAAGACCUUCAUCCACCGAUGCGGCCGUGCAGGCCGAGCCGGCCGGAGAGGUCUGAGUGUAGUGAUGCUGCAUCCUGGACGGGAAGAGGAUUACGUUUCAUUUCUUGACGUCAGAAAAACCCCUGUCGUUCCAUUCUCCCCAUCCAUCUCAUUCUCCGAUGCCGAUGCAACCUCUGCUACCGCGCGUGCCCGCAAGGCUGUGCUGGCCGAUCGUGCAUUGCAUGACAGAGGCCAGAAGGCUUUUGUGAGCUGGCUUAGGAGCUAUAGCAAACACCAGGCGAGCAGCAUAUUCCGUGUCGCGGAUCUUGAUUGGGAGGCGCUUGGGAAAGCAUGGGGUCUGUUGAAAUUGCCUAAGAUGCCCGAGCUGAGAUCCUUUACCGGUGAUAAGACGCUUGGUGUCAGUCUCGAUUGGGAUAACUUUUCAUACAAGGAUAAGCAGCGGGAGAAACGCCGGAAGGAGCUUCUCCAGGAGGCUGCAGAGUCUGGUGUUUCCCAACCGUCUUCGAACAAGCGGCGAGCCAGCGAGAGCGUCGCAUGGAGUCAAAAUGCCGAGAACAAGAAUAAAAAACUGCAACGUCGUGAGUACAAGAAGCUGAAGCAAGAGAAGACCAAGUGGGAGAAUAUGACGGAAGAAGAGAGACAGAAGGCCCGGGAAACAAAGGAGAUGGUGGAAGAGCUAAGAGCGAAGAACUUGGAAGAACGACGGUUCAGACAAGCAGCAGCCAAAGCUGAGACAGCGAAGGCUGGCGGUGAGGACGAAGAGUUCAAGGGGUUUGACUGA